AACUGCAGCAAGCAAGCGCGGGGGCCGGCGGGCAACUAGGAGAGCCUCCUGGGCAGAGUGCAGGAGUGAGAAAGAAGAGAGGGAGGGAGGUGGCGGGCCUGCGACGAGGAGAGGCGUGGAGCGGACACUUGGGGAGGAGGAGCUCGACUCCGCGGCCGGAGAAAGACCUGCGAGGCACCCGCGCAGCGGAGGAUCACCUCUGCGCGCUGAGCAUGAGUGGGCGGUCGGCUGGAGUGCGACCCGGGGAGACUGGCUGUGCGCCGCGCUGAACGGCGGAGCCCGGCCGGGGCGACGGGCGGGUAGCCCAUGCUAGGGCGGCCCGCAGGGCAUAGCGCCAUGGGGAGCCCCCGCGUGGCGUUGCUGAUGCUGCUCUUGCGCCCGAUCAAGCUGCUAAGGAGGCGCUUCCGGCUGCUGCUGCUGCUGGCCGUGGUCUCGGUGGGACUCUGGACUCUGUAUCUGGAGCUGGUAGCGUCGGCCCAGGUCGGCGGGAACCCCCUGAACCACAGGUACAGCAGCUGGCGAGAACUGGCCAAGGCCCUCGCCAGCAGGAACAUCCCUGCCGUCGAUCCGAAUCUCCAAUUCUACCGUCCCCAGCAGCCGAGCCUCAAGGAUCAAGGAAUCGCCCGAAGUAGAAGUAGGAACAGCAGCUACUUGAAGUGGAACAAGCCCGUCCCCUGGCUCUCAGAGUUCCAGGGCCACGCCAACCUGCACGUGUUUGAAGACUGGUGUGGCAGCUCCAUCCAACAGCUCAGGAGCAACCUGCACUUCCCGCUGUACCCCCAUAUCCGCACAACCCUGAGGAAGCUGGCUGUGUCCCCCAAGUGGACCAACUAUGGCCUCCGCAUAUUUGGCUACCUACACCCUUUUACCGAUGGGAAAAUCCAGUUUGCCAUCGCUGCUGACGACAACGCUGAAUUCUGGCUGAGUCGUGAUGACCAGGUCUCGGGCCUUCAGCUGCUGGCCAGUGUGGGCAAGACAGGAAAGGAAUGGACAGCCCCUGGAGAGUUUGGGAAAUUUCAGAGUCAAAUUUCCAAGCCAGUGAGUUUAUCAGCCUCUCUCAGGUACUACUUUGAGGUGCUUCACAAGCAGAACGAUGAGGGCACUGACCACGUGGAGGUCGCAUGGAGACGGAAUGACCCUGGAGCCAUGUUCACCAUCAUUGACUCCCCCUACUUAUCUCUCUUUACCAAUGAAACCAUCUUAAGGAUGGAUGAGGUAGGCCAUAUCCCGCAGACAGCAGCCAGCCACGUGGGCUCCCCCAACUCUCCUCCCCAGGAUGAGCAGCCCCCUGCUGACAUGCUUCGACCUGACCCUCGGGACACCCUCUAUCGAGUGCCUCUGAUCCCCAAGUCCCAUCUGCGUCAUGUUCUGCCUGAUUGUCCCUACAAACCCAGCUACCUGGUGGAUGGGCUCCCGCUUCAGCGCUACCAGGGCCUCCGCUUUGUUCACCUGUCCUUUGUUUAUCCCAAUGACUACACCCGCCUGAGCCACAUGGAGACCCAUAAUAAAUGCUUCUACCAAGAAAGUGCCUAUGAUCAGGACAGGUCCGGCUUCCAGGAGUACAUCAAAAUGGACACGCCAGGCAAGCAGGGCCCGGAGCAGCCAGGUUUGGAGGACGGCCUUCUAGAAGAAUCCCAAUACGAAGAAGCACCAGGGGAAAUCCCCACCUCUCGAGACCGGAAUGCUGGGACACAAGGGAGAAAACAAAAGACGACUUCCGCCCCAGGGCUGGGUGUCACUGACUACCACCUGCGGAAGCUCCUGGCUCGCACACAGAAUGGUCCAUUGGCACCCCUUUCCAAACAGAACUCUACAGCCACCUUUCCAAGCAGGACAAAGGACAACCCAGUCCGGCAGCCAGAGAAAAGGACAGGGAAAACUAGCCCUAUGCCCAGUCGAGAUUUAGGUGACAAGGUGGCCCGGAGGAACCUGCCUGUCAUCCAGAGAGCCAGACCCACUGGUGACGGCCCUGGGAAGACUCUUGAGCAGUCCCAGUGGCUGAAUCAAGUGGAAUCCUUCAUAGCUGAGCAGAGACGGGGAGACAGGAUGGAGCCUCCGACCCCCAGCAGGGGCUGGCAUGCGCAGGAGGACGUGGUCAUAGCAGCGGACCAGGAAGGAGAAGUGGAGGAGGAGGAGGAAGGGGAAGACGAAGAAGAAGAUAUGAAUGAGGUGUUCGAAUAUGUGCCUGUGUUUGACCCAGUAGUGAACUGGGGCCAGACCUUCAGCGCUCAGAACCUCGACUUCCAAGCCCUGAGGACCGACUGGAUCGACCUGAACUGUAACACAUCGGGCAACCUGCUGCUUCCGGAGCAGGAGGCCCUGGAGGUCACACGGGUCUUCCUGAGAAAGCUCAGCCAGAGGACCCGGGGGAGAUACCAGCUGCAGCGCAUUGUGAAUGUGGAGAAACGCCAGGACCGGCUGCGUGGAGGGCGCUACCUCCUGGAGCUUGAACUGCUGGAAGGCCAACGCCUGGUGAGGCUCUCAGAGUAUGUGUCCACUCGAGGCUGGCGGGGAGGUGACCCUGCUGGCCGGGAGGACACAGAAGCUCGGAACCUGCAGGGCCUGGUCUGGAGCCCACGCAGCCAUCAUAGACAAGUCUCAAAUGCUCAGGAUCCAGAGCCCAAGCUAUGUUGGCCCCAAGGUUUCUCCUGGAACCAUCGAGCUGUGGUCCACUUUAUUGUGCCUGUAAAGAACCAGGCUCGCUGGGUGCAGCAGUUCAUCAGAGACAUGGAGAGCCUGUCCCAAGUCACUGGAGACUCACGUUUCAGCGUCAUUGUCACAGACUAUAGCAGUGAGGACAUGAAUGUGGAGAUGGCUCUGAAGAGGUCCAGACUGCGGAGCUACCAGUACCUGAAACUGAAUGGAAACUUUGAGCGCUCUGCUGGACUACAGGCUGGCAUAGACCUGGUGAAGGAUCCGCACAGCAUCAUCUUUCUCUGUGACCUGCACAUCCACUUCCCAGCAGGAAUCAUUGAUACCAUCCGGAAGCACUGUGUGGAGGGCAAGAUGGCCUUUGCCCCCAUGGUGAUGCGGCUGCACUGUGGGGCCACCCCACAGUGGCCUGAGGGCUACUGGGAAGUAAACGGAUUUGGCCUCCUCGGCAUCUACAAGUCAGACCUGGACAAGAUCGGGGGCAUGAACACCAAGGAGUUCAGAGACCGCUGGGGAGGGGAAGACUGGGAGCUGCUGGACAGGAUUCUCCAAGCGGGCCUGGAAGUGGAGCGGCUCUCCCUCAGGAACUUCUUCCAUCACUUCCAUUCCAAGCGAGGCAUGUGGAACCGUCGUCAAAUGAAGAUGCCGUGACCUGGGGGCCAGCGCUUAUAGCUCCUUGACUUGCCGUUGACCCCAGUGCCCUGUUCGCUGCUGAGGAGGGACUCUGAGGAACUGAAGCCUCAGCCCUAAUUGCUCUCUCUAGCGGGAGCUGUCUCUUCGUGCAGGGACGAGGGAGCGCCGAGGCUCCUCUGAGGCUCACUGAGUUGACAGUUGACAGACGGAAAGGAUGGGCAGUGAGGGCAGGAGGACGACGCCUGCUUGGGUAGACUUCAAAGGUGCAUUCCCACAGCCCGGCACUCCUCACAGGGAGUGGUGGCUGUGAACCGGGAACUUAAAUGGGACAGAUUUUAUUUGGGGUGGAGGGUGGGGGAAAGGUGGGUAAAUUUUUUUUAACAGAGAAUGAAGACUUCUAUCUAGACCCAGCAUCGUCUGGGGUGAAACUGUGCAUUGCAGACCUCAAGCCUACCCUGAGGUGCUGGUCCCAUGCAGAGUACUUCCAGCUCCAGGCCCAGCCUGUGCCUUCUAAACCUGCACAUCUCUCCUGGUGUCUACCGAAUGGCUGGCCUUAACCCAAUCGGGCCAUUAACCCGACUCGGACAGACAGCGAGCUCCCUAGACUGGAAACCAACACUGAUGGCAUCUUCCUACUGCGCUGGGGUGUCAGGCGGGAAUGGGUGGGCAGUGGGCCCAUUCUCCUGAGUGUCUGACACGAGCUGUGUAGGACAGCAAGGUCAAGCAGGUAGAGAAGCGUCCCUUCUCCUUGGCUCUCCCGCCAGGUAAGGCCUGGAGAGAAUGGGAAGGUGUCACCUAAGCUGACAUGAGUAGCCUCUCAAUUACUUAAGGGAGACUUAGGGGUGGACUCAAGCAGUAGAGAGAGUCAAAAAGGAAAGGACAUCUGUACUGCAAGCCUCGUGCACUCCUGCAGAGGGAGCCCAACCUCCCUCCCUCCCUCCCUGAGGAGAUGAGGUAAAACCUGGCCCUCAGGAAAAGGGCAGGGUCAGAGAUGGGGAGGAAGAACUGGAAAAUGGCUAAGUUUCAAGGAGAGCAGCCUGUACCCUCUGUCCCUCUGCUGUCACAUACUUACCUGUGCUGAUAACCCCAGUGCUCUCUGGCUGGGGACUUGCUGCUGCUGCUGCUGCUGCUGCUGCUGCUGCUGCUGCUGCUGCUGCUGCUGCUGCUGCUGCUGCUGCUGCUGCUGCUUCACCGGUGGUGCAUUGGAUGCUGGGUAUUGAACUCAGUCUGUGAAGGGGGGUUUGGGGGAAGGGGGUUGGGACACCACCUUUCUGCUGUGAGAAAUGGCUUGUGGGUAUGCAGCAGGGCCACUCCAGAACCUGACUACUGUGCUGUGAAUUAAGAGUGCAGCACUUGGAGCUGCAGGACCCACGUGGCAGGCUCUGAGUGCCAGGAACAGAGCUUGGCACAUCCAAGGUGGGGCCCUCUGGGAAGCCACUGGGCCUUUCUCUUAAGCUAUCAGAAGGGCAGGGUGGUUCUGUUUAUGGGCUGUGGCUUUUUCUCACCCCUGCUCAGGCCCUCUGCCCUUUAGAAAAGGCACAGGAAGUAGGCUAGGGCUGCAUUUGAACAGCUGGAGUGCCAGGCUUCUCCCUAAAGACAUGAACUUUGGGCCUUGUGCUAGAAGCCACAGCCGAUGGCAGCAGCCCUCCCAUUCUGUUCCUGAGGACUAGGAUCUCCCUGGGCCUCCCCAGCCCUGCUCACCCCCUCCCAGGUCCAGUGCCUUGCAUUUGAUGUCUGUUACCUCCUCACCAUCUGCCUUAAGGGAAAGGAAAGGGCCGUGGGUGGGGAGAGGGAGGAGGGUAUUAAAGUCAGCAUCUUAGAAAACAAAUGGCUGUUUUCUUCUUGCCCAAUUGAGGUAGGAAAGGGUUAGGUGGGAGAGCCAGGGGUGUCCCUAAGCCAUUUGUGUCCCUCAGCUGUCUGAUCGGUGACAGGCUAAGGACCAUCCCUUGCCUUCUGCCUUGACUCCUGGUUUGUUGCUUGCCAGCAGAAGAGACAAGCUUUCUCUGCUGCCCUUGGGAAGGACACAGCAGUGUCCUGACCAUGUCAAUGAGUCUCAGAAGACCAGGUUUAGUUCUGAGGUUGUGAUCUCAGCUAGAAAACUCCCCCAAGACACCCCCACUGAGGAAGGUGAGCUAGAAAAGUGCAGCUGUAACCCCAACACUUGGAAAGCUAACAGGAAGAUCAGGAGAGCAAGGCUAGCCUAGGCGACUUGGCAAGAAACUGUCAAAGUGAAUAGAUAAACAUUAGAAAAUCUUUCCUGUGUGAAUUGAAGAAGCCCUACUAAGGCUUCAGAAGUGUGGGUUGGCCUUCCCAGUUAUGUUUGAACUAGGCAAAAUUUUUCAAGAUUUUAUUUUAUGUGUGUGGGUGUUGUGCCUGCAUGCCUCUGUACUACCUGUGUGCCUGGUGUCCAAAGAGGCCAGAAGAGGGCGUUAGAUUUCCUGGAACUGGAGUUCAUGUAGUUCAGGUGGUUGUAGGUCACCAGGUAGGUGCUGGAAAUUGAACCCAGAAUUUCUGGCAGAGUAGCCGGUGCUCUUAACCGCUCAGCCGCCUCUCUACUCCUUCCGCGCCCCUCCCCUUUUCUUAAAUGUUUUUAGCUGGGUUUAGUGGUGUAUGCCUUUAAUCUCAGCACUCCAGGGGCAGAGGCAGGCAGGUUUGAACCCAGCCUGAUCUACAUAGUGAAAUCCAGGCCAACCAGAAUUGCAGGGUGUGACCCUGUCUCAAAAAAAAAAAAAAAAAAAAAAAAACCCAAAAACUUAAAUGUAUUCAUUUAGAGUGUGUGUGGUAUAUGCUUGCCACAGUGCACACUGGAGGUCAGAGGGCAGCUUUCAGUGAUUGGUUCUUGUCCCUCCUCACCAUGUGGGGUGCCUCAGGCUUGGCCACAAGGGCCUUUGCUCACUAACCUUCCCACCAGCAGAAAAUCUGUAUUUUUGUUGUUGUUAAGAUUUAUGUUUUUCGGAGCUGGAAAGAUGGCUCAGUGGCCAAGAUCAACAACUCUUCCAGAGAACCCAGGCUCAGUCCUCAGCACCCACAUGGUGGCUCACAAUUGUCUGUAACUCCAGUUCUAGGAGACCUGACACCUUUACACAGACAUACAUGCAAGCAAAACACCAAUGCACAUAAAAUGAAAAUAAAUUAUUUUUAAAGAGA
Molecule: messenger RNA, 6432 nt
Organism: Rattus norvegicus (Norway rat)
Lineage: Eukaryota; Metazoa; Chordata; Mammalia; Rodentia; Muridae
Gene: B4galnt3
Product: beta-1,4-N-acetyl-galactosaminyl transferase 3
Cellular component (GO): Golgi membrane; Golgi apparatus; Golgi cisterna membrane
Molecular function (GO): N-acetyl-beta-glucosaminyl-derivative 4-beta-N-acetylgalactosaminyltransferase activity; acetylgalactosaminyltransferase activity
Source: RefSeq, a predicted model, not a curated record